This is a messenger RNA of Sphaeramia orbicularis (orbiculate cardinalfish), 3412 nucleotides long. RefSeq names its product receptor-associated protein of the synapse, 43kD (gene rapsn). Gene Ontology annotation, biological process: synaptic transmission, cholinergic; positive regulation of neuromuscular synaptic transmission. Bases 388 to 1626 code for a protein of 412 amino acids. The record is from RefSeq and is a predicted model, not a curated record. Gene Ontology annotation, molecular function: protein-membrane adaptor activity; acetylcholine receptor binding. Gene Ontology annotation, cellular component: plasma membrane; neuromuscular junction. Lineage: Eukaryota; Metazoa; Chordata; Actinopteri; Kurtiformes; Apogonidae. The transcript has 8 exons.
ACACUUUGCUGGGAAACGUGUUUCUUUGGCGUUUUUCAUAUAGGAAUCUGAGGGAGGAUUUCUGAACACUUAAUGGUGAGAUGUGAUCAUUGCAGGGUUAAAUGGGGAAGAUUUAUUCCUGGCCCUUUAACUCGCCACGAAGCGAUUGGUGAUAAUGGUCUUGGUGUAUUUUACUUUGGUGGAUCCAGUUUCCUUUCCAUCUCAGCACAGCCGGAGCUGAGAGAGCGGGAUCUGGUAGGCCUUCUGGCACUGACCUCUCAGAGGAUCGUCUUCAAGGGAUCUUCUUUGGAGUUGUACUGUGCAUGGCAAGGAUUUACUUUCUUGCUGCCUCACUGAAAUUGCAUGGCCUAAACGAAUGAAUAUUUUUAUGAGUGCCUUGCACCAGAGAUGGGCCAGGACCAAACCAAGCAGCAGAUAGAGAAAGGCCUGAGGUUGUAUCAGUCCAAUCAGACAGAAAAAGCUCUGCAUGUCUGGACAAAAGUGCUGGAGAAGACCUCAGAUCCUGGAGGGAAGUUUCGGGUUUUGGGGUGCCUGAUCACAGCUCACUCAGAGAUGGGAAAAUAUAAAGAUAUGCUCAAGUAUGCCCUUGAUCAAAUUGACACAGCCAGAGAAAUGGAGGACCCUGACUACCUGACAGAGGGCUACCUGAAUUUAGCACGCAGCAAUGAGAAGCUGUGCGACUUCCAGAAAACAGUCUCCUACUGUAAGACAUGCUUAAACAUGCAGGGCACCACUGUCAGUCUACAACUCAAUGGCCAGGUAUGUCUCAGCAUGGGCAACGCGUUCCUGGGUCUCAGUGUCUUCCAGAAAGCUUUGGAGAGCUACGAGAAGGCCCUGCGCUAUGCGCACAACAAUGAUGACAAGAUGCUGGAGUGCAGAGUCUGCUGCAGUCUGGGAAACAUCUAUGUGCAGCUGAAGGACUAUGAGAAAGCUCUGUUCUUUCCCUGCAAAGCCGCUGAGCUGGUCAAUGACUAUGGAAAAGGUUGGAGCCUCAAGUAUCGUGCCAUGAGCCAGUACCAUAUGUCUGUAGCCUACAGGAAACUGGAGCGCCUGCCAGACGCCAUGGAGUGCUGCGAGGAGUCUAUGAAGAUUGCACUCCAGCAUGGUGACCGUCCUCUGCAGGCUCUGUGCUUACUAAACUUUGCAGACAUACAUCGCUGCAGACGUGACGUUGAUAAAGCAUUCCCUCGCUACGAGUCCGCACUGGGCAUCAUGACUGAGAUUGGAAAUCGUCUCGGACAAAUAUACGUCUACCUGGGUGUUGCAAAGUGUUGGCUUCUGCAGAAAGAAUUUGACAAGGCUCUUGACUCUUUGCAGCGAGCACAGGACCUGGCAGAUGCAAUAGGAAACAAGCUGUGUACUCUGAAGGUGCACUGCCUGUGUGAGGGGAUUUACCGAAGCCGGGGGCAGCAGGAGGAGCUCAGAGAGCAGGUGGUGAAGUUUCUGCAGUGUGUCGAGGAGCUGGAGCUCUACUGUGGGAUGUGUGGGGAGAGCAUCGGGGACAGGGACCAAAAGCUGCAGGCCUUACCCUGUUCCCACAUUUUCCAUCUCAAGUGUUUGGAGACAAAUGGGACAAAGGGUUGUCCUAAGUGCUUCAAGUCCUCCAUGAAGCCUGGAUUUGUGUGAUUGUUAAGACUGUGUUUGUGCGUUGGAUCUGCCAGACACAGCAUGAUGAAGCCUCACAGGCUCCUGACUGAUCUGAGAGAAGCAGGCAGCCUCAGGAUGCGCUGAAGAUGUUUGAGGAGUAAUACGUCACUGCUCUUUGCAGAGGAAACUGAAGUGAGCCAAGUGUUACAGAGUGUGGCUCUGAGGAUGUGAUUAUUUGCAGAGAGCAGUCUGUGAGUGACAGCUGACUGAGGGGGUUAAACUGCCACAGUUACAUUUCAAUAUAAGCUGAAGAGGAAGUCCUGUUUUGUCUCUGAUAACAGGCCAUUUGAUGCAGAAUUCAAGCAGAAAGGAAUAUGGAGCCCCUGUCUAUUUGCUAUAUACACAUAUGCAUUAGACGUGCAUUGUAAAAGAAAGAUGUAACGAACAAAUGAAAAUGAAGAUUCAGUGAUAUCUCUGAUAUAUUUUAUUUUUAUUUACAUGGUUUGGUUGUUUAAUUCCAACAUUUACACCAUAUUUUUGUCUGAUUUCAGAUCAUAUCAUUUUACAGAACACAGAGCCAUUACUGAAUUUAACCAAUUUAUUAUAUUUAUUAAUGUAUUUGUGUACAUACUGUUUUCAUGAAAAUCAGUUUGAUUUAUUUGAAGUGUUUUGUAAAACCUACAACUAACUAAAAUCUCUUAACAGUUUAAAACUAGUAUGUCUUUACAAAACAGGUACAUGCAGCUGUAUUUUUCUUCCUUACUCACAGAGAUUAAGGAGCAGGAUCAACACACAUUGUGUUAAACAUAGAAAUUCCUUUUCUAUCCAUUUCUGGAAAUGUUAUUUUUAGUCUGACAUCUGCAUAAAGAAAUCUAUUGGGCAAGAGACCUUUCUGACCAAUUUCAUAUUUGUCAAAUAUUGAUUUUAAAAAGCUGAAAAACGAUAAAUGGUUUUCAUAUUUAUUAUAUGUACAUAGGAAUGUAUUGGAGAAACAAAUCAAGUGUGAGCUUAUUUGCAAAGUCAUGUUUAGUAAUGUGGAAGGGGAUUUAUGGGAGAAAGACAAAACACUGUGUUUUGAGAUAAAAGAGAGCUAAGCCAGUCCAGUGUUGCAUGUUACAUGUGCCAUACCAUGCCAAGCAAUAAGCUGGAUGGUGGCUUUUCCCUAUUCCCCAGCAUUUUCAUUGUGAGCAUAUGCCUAAUCAAAAUGAUUAUGACCUGCAUAAGGUUUAGUGUAUAAUAGCCCCUUAUCAAUAAUUUCCUUUAAGUGAGACUGUAGAUGUAGUUUGGUAAAGUGCUCAGUUUUAAAUAUUACUUGUUUGAUUUAACAGUGACAAAAGGGAAAAAACUGUUUCAACAAACUUUUGGUAUAAUCAAAGCCAAGAGGUGGUCUUCUUACUUUUUUCACAAACUUGAGGUGUAAAAUGAAAAGCAGCUGUGAAAUUGUGCCAAAAGCAACACAUUUUCUGCACAAGCACUUACUGUAAGGUUUUUGUUUAACGAUCAUUGUCAGUUUUUAGUACAGACUUAAUCUUCAAUCUCUAGAGCAUAGAUAUUAUCUUAAGUGUUUAGACAAUUUAUCCUCGGUUCUGUUUGCCGUAUCUGACAGUGCAGCCGCUUAUCUCUAACAGUUUUAACUACCUCUGAAAUGCCUCAAUCUUUUGCCCUCCUCAGAGGAUUAAUGCAGUAAAACUACACAUUUAAAUACCAUGUUAUGUUUUUCUAGACAUCCUGUUGAUAUAACCAUGAAUUUAAUCAUGUAGAGACUGAUUAAAAUGCAUUGUAUGCACCAGAGUCAAAACAUGUUACUGUGUUAAAUAUGAAUAAA